AUGGUUCAAAAGAUGGACAUAAACACAGAAGGAUGGAGUAUCUUACUGGCGCACAUGAUCUACUCUCGUUUGGAUUCGUCUACGCUGAAGCAGUGGGAGAAUCAUCAUAAGUCGACGGAGGUUCCAGAAUACCGAAAUCUUAUCGGAUUCUUAAGAAAUUAUGCCAUGGUCCUCCAGUCGAUCUCGCCUGCUAAAUCUCGUAAUUCGGACACCCCAUCUCCUGCUCGGACGAACAAACCGAAAAUUAGUAACAUCCACUCAGUCGUAAGCGCUUCAUCAAAACCAUGCCCGUUCUGCAACCAGGCAUUGCACUCCAUCUUCAAGUGCGAGGCGUUUCGCAAGAAUUCGGUGUCUGAAAGAUACGAUUUAGUAAAACGGAAGGCUCUUUGCAUCAACUGUCUCUCUCCGGAUCACCAGGUCAAAAGCUGCUCAUCUAGUGCGUGUCGCGUUUGUGGCCAAAAACACCACACGAUGCUCCAUCAACAAAACAGCAAUCGCAAUUCAAACCAAUCGCAACCCUCAAGGCCAAACCAAAGUCCACCUAAUUCCGAACAAAUGCAAGUCCAAAACCCGAUCGCAAAGGGCACUCCAAAUCAAACUUUGAGAUCAACCACUUCGGCCGGUCCAUCAGUUCCCGUCAUCGCUCCGUCGCUCAGCCACUGCUCCACCUCCUUGGUCGCAAAUGUCCGCCCGAUACCAUCAACGGUUCUGCUACAGACAGCUCUUGGGAAGAUUAUCGACUCUAGCGGAUACUCAAUGUGGGCCAGAGCUCUUCUGGAUCCAGCCUCGCAGAUUAACGUCAUCUCCGAACGAUUGAUUCAACGGCUGCAUAUUCGGAAGAAUAAGGAUUACCAUACCAUCGGGGGCAUCGGAAGAACAACCACGAUGUCUACUCAUUCUAUACUUCUGUGCAUACGUUCUCAUUGCACGGAGUUCAGUGCUGACUUGAAGUUUCACAUUCUCGGCGAAAUCACGCGCGAUCUACCCUCGAACGCGGUGGAUACGACCAACUGGAAAUUGCCAUCCGAUAUUGUCUUCGCAGAUCCGAAAUUCUACGAACCAUCACCUGUCAACAUGAUUAUCGGAAUGGAGAGUUACUACGAUCUCCUCUUGGAAGGCUUCAUAAAGCUAGGUCCAGGCAAACCUGUUCUGCAGAAAACCCUACUAGGCUGGGUUGUCUCCGGAAGAGUUGGGAUAAACCAACCGUCAAGCUCAACGAUCGUCGCACAUGUAUGCAGUACGCAAGCGUUAGAGGAUCAGUUGGCCAGAUUUUGGGAGAUCGAAUCUUGUCAGUCUUCCAGUACGAUGUCUGUCGAAGAAUCGUCCUGCGAAGCCCAUUUUGCUGCAACAACGACGAGAGAUGAUCUUGGCCGUUUCGUUGUUACUUUACCAAAAAAAUUUGAAGUAUUACAGCAGCUUGGAAACGCUACCCAACAGCCAAACGUCGCCUCCUCUCGCUGA
Messenger RNA from Toxorhynchites rutilus septentrionalis, 1461 nucleotides. RefSeq lists its product as uncharacterized. The transcript has a single exon. The record is from RefSeq and is a predicted model, not a curated record. Lineage: Eukaryota; Metazoa; Arthropoda; Insecta; Diptera; Culicidae. The coding region runs from base 1 to 1461 and encodes 486 amino acids.